AUGCCACCAAUAAGAGAACAUGCAUCAGCCGAAUCAUCAAAGAAACAAAAACGUAAACAGCCUAGCAUCGUAACUCGUGCUUCGCGAGUAGGCGUAACGAAUUUUAUAAAUGUUAUAAAGUCUCUACAUCCGAGAGAAUCGAUGACUUAUUUUCCUAUAACAAAGCAAACGCUUCAGGAAUAUAUAGACAGCAAACGUAAAGCGUUGAUUAAAGCUAGUUCUCUGGGACAAUAUUUACAACAUAUACAAGCGUAUAACAUUGCUCUAGGCUAUGGUUGGGAUGGAAGCAUAAUGGAUCCUAUAAUUAAACAAGCUUUGGACGAAUUACGCGCAAGUGAAGAACAAGCAAUGGACGCAAACAGGGCCGAGUAUGAGCAUUCAGGUCAGAAUUACGAUAACGCUCUUGAUACCAGUCUUGUUGGAAGUUUUGGUGGAGAGAAUGGUUUUGAUAGACUACUUGGAAUCGAUAAUAGUGGUGCUCAGGCAACUGCUUUUGAAGACCAUAUCUUCACAGGGUCAAAUGCUGUCAAUGUGAACUACAGGAAUGAUGCGAGCGGCUAUGCAUCAUACCAAGAAGUUAAUUACUUGGAUCCUUAUCAAUUUCCAAGUAACAUUGAGACGAGAAAUGAGUAUACCGAGUCACAAUCAAGUUGCUUUUCUGCGUUAGAUAGUUAUCUGUCGGCGGACCAUCAUUCAUCAAUUUUAUACAUUUUUGCGCAAAUGCCAAUGCAAACGUCACUUUCAUCUAACAACUCUAACAUAAUUAAUGAGUCUACUAACCCUGGAUAUGUCGUUAUGAAAAUAGAGUGUACUCACUUAGGCAGGAUAUCAGCUGCUGACAUUGAAAAAAUAUUACCAACACCUCAAUAA
Paraglomus brasilianum is the source of this 870-nucleotide messenger RNA. The record is from the annotation of a GenBank genome assembly. NCBI's taxonomy places the organism in Eukaryota, Fungi, Glomeromycota, Glomeromycetes, Paraglomerales, Paraglomeraceae.